Messenger RNA from Hymenoscyphus albidus, 1371 nucleotides. Lineage: Eukaryota; Fungi; Ascomycota; Leotiomycetes; Helotiales; Helotiaceae. The record is from the annotation of a GenBank genome assembly.
AUGCCGUCUGUUUUCAAGUGCCUGUAUCUUGUGGUAUUCUUAUUAAGUAUUUCUACAAGGGAAGUUGGUGGCGAUGCUGUCUCCGACUUGCAAACCAAAGGAAGAACCCAAAUCAACGCUCAACUAGCCAAGUCCAAGACUUGCACAGCAGCCAAUCUCCAAGUCCGCAAAGAAUGGUAAGCGAAAAAGCUAGAUUCAUCUACCUUUGGCUUAUAGUACCUGGUAUAGGGGCGAUGUCUCGGUCGCCGAUCGAAAGGCCUACAUCAAAGCUGUCUUGUGUCUGAUUAAUGCGCCUUCAAAGUUGCCAGUUGGGAAGUUUCCUGGAGCACAAACUCGUUAUGAAGAUUUUGUUGUUACACAUAUGCAGCAAACCCCUAAUAUCCAUGGAACGGUAUGAACUCUUGCUUUCAUUCAUGUUUUGUACGAGCUAAGUGAUUAGGGCAAUUUUCUCUCGUGGCAUCGAUACUUUACUUGGGUUUAUGAACAAGCUCUCAGGAUAGAGUGUGGGUAUAAUGGGACUCAACCAGUAUGUUAUUUGCAAUUCAAAAGGAUUCAUGAUGUUGAUCUUUGUAGUACUGGGAUUUUGGAAAGUGGGCGGCAGAUCCGGAGAAGUCGCCAAUUUUUGAUGGAUCGGAUACAAGUAUGAGUGGUAAUGGAGCAAAAUUCAGCCAUAAAGCUACCGCAAUGGGACCAGCUCAGAAUGGUGGUGGUUGUGUUGACAAGGGACCAUUUGCAAAGCAUGUCAAUAACCCCCUUCUCAAAGAUGUCUGCUAACACUUCCAAGCAUGACAGUUAGACUUGGGUAUUGACUCCUUCUGCACUUCUUCCCUUGUACUUCUUCACUUACACGGAUUAUCCAGCCCCGUCUCCGCCGUGGCCGACCCAGCGCCCCCUCGAAACCCCCAAACCAAUGGCUACGGUGUCAACACCCGCUGUCUCCGCCGGGACAUAGGGCCCUACCUCUCCACACGCAGCACCACCACCGCACAACUAGCCUCCGUCAUCACCUCCUCCAAAGACAUCGGGAGUUUUCAAAACACUCUCCAAGCGCAGGGAAUGAACGGUAACAUCGGUAUCCACUCGGGCGCACACUACACUAUUGGUUCCGACCCUGGAGGCGACUUCUACACCUCUCCUAAUGAUCCGGCGUUCUGGCUGCUUCAUGGACAGAUUGAUCGGCUGUGGACGAUCUGGCAGAGCCAAGAUUUGCCGAAUCGGUUGCAGGUUAUUGCGGGUGGGACGGCGAUAUUUGGUGGGGGGCAGCAGAAGUUGACGGAUAGUGUUGAUGUGUCGAAUGUUCAUGCUAAGGUUUGGCAGAUUAAGGAUUUGGUUAGUGUUACGGAUGGGCCGUUUUGUUAUGUUUAUGAGUAA